Messenger RNA from Anopheles funestus (African malaria mosquito), 8847 nucleotides. RefSeq names its product segmentation protein cap'n'collar (gene cnc). Gene Ontology annotation, biological process: regulation of transcription by RNA polymerase II. NCBI's taxonomy places the organism in Eukaryota, Metazoa, Arthropoda, Insecta, Diptera, Culicidae. The record is from RefSeq and is a predicted model, not a curated record. Bases 1763 to 6082 code for a protein of 1439 amino acids. The transcript is spliced from 10 exons. Gene Ontology annotation, molecular function: RNA polymerase II cis-regulatory region sequence-specific DNA binding; DNA-binding transcription factor activity, RNA polymerase II-specific. Gene Ontology annotation, cellular component: nucleus.
UAAAAACGUGAUACGAAUUUACAGAAUGUACAAAGUGCAAAUCGAAUUGCUAUUGAGAAAAAAAACGCGAACACGUUGAAUGGAUUCUGUAUGUCGUCAACGAUAAAUGUCAAAAUACGCACUAUAUCGCCAUCUCGUGUUCGCAGAGUUUGAGCUGGCAUGUCACGUUUGACAGUAAUCAACCGGCUUUGUUUACAGAACGGUACAGUUCCAAUUGCUAACCACGGCGUAAAAUCGUUCGUUUUCCUCGUUCUGUUGUUGUUUCUGCAAGUAAAACGAUCGUUCGAAACAAGAAACUGAGAUAAUAGUUGCUCAAAACGACACUGCCGUUCUAUUGCUAGCAUACAUGUGAACCCUUUUAUCAAGGAACGAAUAGGCGAAAGAUUGUGCAAAGCCCCAACCUCGUUCAAAACCACAAACGCUGAUGCAAUUCUGAGUCGUACAUUCUGGAAGCAUCUUGUGUGUAUGUGAUUUGCGUGUGUAAGAGUGGUUGGUAUCGAUAGCAAUAGUGUUUAGUGCGUAAAUUCAGCAUCCUUCGGCAACAGUCAUUUACCUUUCGAUGUAAAAAGCAACAACUGCCCCACCGAACCCAUAGCGCCAGGCUGGUCAGUACUUGACAUGGCUGUAUAAACGCCGCUACCGUAGUGUGAUGUAUGCGGCGUAAAGCUGUGUGAGAGAUGGGUCGUAUGAUAAUUACGAUUUCACCAUACGGCGCCCCCUUCGGACGAGGGACACUGCACGGUUGUAUUUUCUUUUAAUCUUUGUUUCCAAACCAAAACAGCCGAUCCGAUUUGGCAUUCGCGGUAACGCAACGGGUACGAGCAUUCUUCUGCCCUAGAGUCGCGAAAACAGUUUCUUCGUCGGCAUUCUCAGUUUACGUGCUCGGUCGCGUACUGCAUUACUUGCAUUACUCACGCAAACGACGGCAAGAUCGAACCGUGUAGUUCCGUUUGCUUGCGCUGACGGUGUGCGUUGGGGAGUGUGUAGCAGAAAAGUUUCACUAACUUGAUGUGUAUAUUUUCCUUUCUUCGUGUGGCUGUUUGUGCAAAUCACAACGCAACGAAGAAGACAGAUUAGCUGGCUCCACACCUGGAGGAUGACGUCGUCGUCUUGCGGUGGUCAUUUGUUUUAGUUUCGGUUAGUUUGUGCGUGAGUGCUACUUAGGUAUGGUGCAAGGUGCAUAAUUAAACUGGCCUGAUAAAGAGUGCAAACGUAAAACGCAAGCUAACGUCGUCGGACUGCGUACGAGUGUGUGGGGUUACAUAUUGUAAGCUUGUGGUGAAUCAUACACAUCAGCCACAACGCGUACGGUGGUAUGUAUGUCCGCGGUGGGCUGCGACAUACGCGGAACAAAAGUGCUGCUGGCUCGUAAAGAGCGAAUACAUUAACCGGUUGGUUUGCUGAUGUUAAAGCGACGAACCUCUUGCCCCUUUGGACGAAGUAGGCACAGCUGAAAAAAAAAACAAUCGGUGCGUGUAUAUCCGUCUGUGUGUUAUACCGUGGUGUUGCCUGUGCGUAGCGAAAGCUUUUUCGUCAGUGAGUUGUUGACAUACAAAUUAAGCAAAAACUAACAGGUAUUUCACGCUCAGAGAAGAAAAAAAAAACAUACAAACACAUACGCUAAGCAUCCAAAUAUAGGCUUUCGUCUUCGUCAGCCAAAGAAUACAGUGAAGGUGCGUGGAUUGUUCGCCGAGUUCGAUGUAUGUGGUAGCAAGCCGUGUCUUGCCAACAUCACCACCAUUGCUGACCGGCAAUAGCAGUUAUGCUCUCGACGAAGAAGUUAUUUACCGAGCAUUUGCUGACGCUCGUGCUCACACUCAGCCUGCUGCGAAUCGAUCCGGAAAACUACCUCGAUCUGCAAUGGGGCGGACGGUUGGCGCGCGUCGGAGACGCGGGUGGCUGGCAGUUGGAGCUGCUGGCCGCCGGUCCGGAUUACUCCAACCAGUCGUACGUGAAUCGUAAGUUUUUACCGCCCAUUAUCGAGGAUCUGUCACGGUUCGAACAGCCGUUCAUCGAGCAGAACCAUCGCGGUUUGCAGACGUACCUGCUGAACGUGCUCGACUCCAACGAUGACAGCACAUCGGCCGGUACGAUCGCGGAAGAACGGCCACCAUCGCCGGUCCCAUCGGUUGCGUCCGGUGGUGGGGGCGGUACGGUACUGCCCGCUGUCCACAAUGCCACCAUGAAUGUGCUGACCAACUUCGAUGUGGACGCUGAAGAUAUAUUCCUAAGUACGAACCUGUUUGAGGAAACGACCUCAGUGUUUGAGCAGAAUAUGGCUGAUCUGAGCGAGUACGAUACGAUCCUGCUGGAGAAUCCGAUGGUCAAGUUUGACGCGGCUGCCAGUAUGCCCGACCUGGAGGGUACCAUUAUGAGAGCAAGGUCACUGAUGAACUCGGCCAGCGAGCAGCACACGGCCAAGCGCUUGGAAGUGAAGGCCGAGCCAGAAAAAGAGGGCGAAGAAGAAAAGGCCUCGACAAGCACUUCGGCCACAGUUCCAGCGUUGCACGGAGAUACGAAAAACACUGAGACCACCAGGGUCAAUAAGACACGUGCGUACGACGAAGAAGAUGACGAUGAUGAAGACGGGGAGGAUGGUCAGGAUAAUAAAGCAGCCAUCCGGCGUCAGAUUAAGGAUCAAAUAAAUACGCAGCAAAAGCAUCUAGUGAGCACGGAUCUGGAUAACGCUGAGGUGACGGUGAAAAAGGAGCCCGAUCUUGCCAACGAUACGGCGAUUGCACCUGCUGCUGUGCCGCAGGAUCUUACACAGGAGGAAAUGGAUCUAAUAGAAGUCCUCUGGAAGCAGGAUGUCGAUCUUGGCUUUACGCUCAGCAAUGCAGCUCUUUCAUCUGCCCCAGAAGGUACAAGCUCAUCGGGAUCGGAGGGAGCAUCUGCCACAAACAUCAAGUGCGAUACUGAGGACGAUUUGGAAAAGCUGAAGGUUUUGCUUGAGAUAAAAAAUGAUAAGAACGCCGACUAUGAAAAGAAUCCCGAAGCUUCGGAUGACAGCAGUCUGGUUGAUCCUUGGGCAGGACUAUCGUACACAAUCGACACGGAAACAGGCGAGUACGUUUUGAACAGUUCGGACAUAGAUAACAGUCUGCCACCACCGUUGGCAGACUUAUUUCUGGAGGAAGGCCUAACGCUACCGGACCUCGGCGAAACAGUGGUGGACACAAUCGACGACGUUCCCUUGGACGACGGCGAAAACGUGAAACAUCAAACCGAGAGUCACGAAGAGCAGGAAAUUGCUGAGGUGCAGCGCAUCGAGCGGGAACUGCAGCGGGUUUCGGUGGAUGAGAAUUGUCUAGGUGCCGCUUCCGGUUCGACGAACGCUGCUGACGGCAACUGUGACGAUACCGGUGAGAACCUCGGCACGGUAAACGAUACGGUCGCGGACACGGCGACGUCCGACGAAGGUCUUGACGAAGACGCACCGGUGACCGAUGAUCUAGAGGAUCUGCUUUGCGACAUGAUGAUACAAACGUCGUCCCACUUUCAACACACGCGCCAGAACACACAAGGCUACGGCCAUGGCGCCAUGAGCAGCUUCCGGCAAACAGCGACGGGGGGAUCUGGUUACCAUCACCACCAUCAUCACCAUCACCAUCAUCAUCAGUCUCGUGUACCGUUGAGUCGAGCAGUUUCGAUGGAACAGCGCUGGCAGGAUUUGGCCAAUCUGCUUAGUUUUCCACCCGGAAUGGGAGUAGGCAUGGGUGUCGCCGAUAUGCCACCGUCCCAUCCGUCGCAUGCACACUACCCAUCGCACUAUCCAUCCUAUCAGCCGAGCGGAGCGAUUGCAGGACCGCAGCAUGGCCAGUAUCACCAUCCGUCGCAUGCUGCCGUGUUGCAGAAUGCAUCGCUGGCCGAUAUAUCACCGGCCCAACCACAUUACGGUGCAAACCUGGGAUCGGCCGUCGCCACCAGCAUGCAUCUUACGAACUCGACGUCCGAAACGGAUGCCGGCACGUCCGGGUACAAAAUGGAUCCUGAGAUGAUGUACUACUCGAACACAUCGUCGGAAAUGAAUCACACCGAUGGCUUUUUGAAUUCCAUUCUGAACGAUGAAGAUUUGCAGCUGAUGGAUAUCGCCGUCAACGAAGGUAUGUACACCAUGCGAAUGCUAGAGCACAAUGGAACAGCCGGAAACAAUGGAGCGUCGGGAAUGUUGGGCGUAUCGGCCGGCGGGGCUUCGAAUCUGGUGAAUCAUGGUGCCCAUCCGCAUCAUCAUCUUUCGCUUAUGUCGUCCGCUAGCGCUACCGGUGCUGUGGGCGGUAAUCUACAGAAUGCCAUGAAUGUUAGUGCACUAGUCAACGGUUCGUCCUCGUCGUCUGCUUCAUCCGGCGCUUCGUCGGGCCUCACCGGAAGUGGUGGUGGUGCCAGCAGUGGUGCUACAGGUGCACUGGCCGGUUCCGGUACGCCGGGCGAUCGGCUCGAUGCGUCCAGUGACAGUGCGGUCAGCUCGAUGGGUUCGGAACGCGUCCCAUCGCUGUCGGAUGGUGAGUGGGGUGACGGUGGCAGUGACAGUGCGCAGGAAUACCACAAUGGGAAGUACGGUGGACCGUACGAUUACAGCUACAACCAAACGAACGGAGGUGGCCCACCGAGUCGGAUGGGUGAACAUGGCACACGGCAGGCACCGCCGGUAGCACAGAAGAAACAUCACAUGUUUGCGAAGCGCUACUUCCAAGAGCAAAACACAACGACGGUACCGUCGAUUCAUCCCUCACCGAACGGGGCCGGUGUUCCGACGGGUCCGAAUACGGCCGCUGGUCAAGCGACGGGGCUGGAUGGUAGUGCGCCUGGUGCGGGUGGUGGAGGCACUGGUGCGACCGGAGGUGUUUUGUUGCCAACGGCGAUCAAGUACGAGUACGAUUACAUGAACGUAGUGGGACCAGCGACAGCAACGAUCGGCGGCCCACUAGACGGUGCAGCCAAGCAGGAAGAUCAUCAAUCGCAUCUGCAGCAUCAUCACAACGGUAGCCACCACGAAUCGUCGGCAGCGGCAGCAGCGGCCGCAGCCGCCCUAACCGACAUGAAGUAUCCGUACGGAAUCGAUUUCCCACGCAGCCAUCACGCAUCGACGAUGGGCCGCACGCUGCAGCCCCAGGAUAUGAUACAUCACAACCACACGUACACACUGCCGUUCGCUACACCGAACGGUGGUACGGCGCAUCAGGGCACCAAGCCACAAACGCGCGACAAAUCACGUUCGCUGCAUAGCCGCAAGGCGGAAGAGGAACAUCUGACGCGCGACGAGAAGCGUGCCCGAGCGCUGCAGAUUCCCAUCCCGGUGCACGACAUCAUCAAUCUGCCGAUGGACGAGUUUAACGAGCGGCUGUCCAAGUACGAUCUGAGCGAAACCCAACUUUCUCUCAUCCGGGACAUCCGAAGGAGGGGUAAGAACAAGGUCGCGGCCCAGAACUGUCGCAAGCGCAAGCUCGACCAGAUCGUUACGCUCGCGGACGAGGUGAAGGACAUGAAGAUGCGCAAGGAGCGGCUGAUGCGCGACCGUGAGAUGGUACUAUCCGAGCACAAGAAGAUACGGGAGAAAUUUUCCAUGCUGUAUCGGCACGUGUUUCAGAACCUCCGUGACGCUGAUGGUAAUCCUUACUCGCAGGAACAUUACAGCCUGCAGCAGAGUGCCGACGGUGCGGUGGUACUAGUGCCGCGCAAUUCCGAGCGCCCAACCGGUGGCCCAAACCAUCUGAACAAUGGCACGAAUGGUACGGCGAACGGUGGUUCGCUCCAUCCAUCGCUACACCAUUCCCUAACAUCAUCUGCUGGCACACACGGACACCAUCACGGUCACCACCAUCAUCAUCAUCCUAAUCUGCAUCAACAUCUGCAACAUCACGGACUCCUCGGGGGUUCGUCGUCGAUGGGCGGUGUUGGUAUCACGACCGGUGGUACGAUGAACGGUUCGAUGAGCGGUAGCCUUUCCGCAAACAGCACCAAUGGCAAUAACAGUAGUAGUAGCAGCGGUGGUGGUAGUGGAAAUGGUAGCGUAACGGCGGGAAGCAGUAUGAAUGGGACAGCAUCGACAACCGCUGCCAUAGUGCAUCAGCGCACGAAGGAGUAGUGUCUUCUCCGGUGUUGGAGAGAUGCUACUUCAAUUGGUUUGAUUGCUUGCUUCUGCCGCGCCCAUAAAUGAAGGAAAGAGCGGAAAUUGGGAAGCAACCAGGGGUUACGAAGGAAAUAUUGCCCCGCUUGGGUGGAGUAUUGUGGAAAAGAUAUUUCGAGCCUGCAAUAGUUUGCCAGUUCGCCGUAACCACGUGUAUCGUGUCGUACCAAGGCUGGCUGUUCCGCUUGUUAACAACUAGAUGGCAUUGCUCUUCGUCCGGUCAGUCCGCUGGUCUGAGAUCUGGAUAUGGAUAUGGUUCUGAUUCUGUUUUAAAGAAGAAGACGGCAUUUAAAUCGCGUGGAACGAUGGAAGAUCGAACGUGCAGCACUUACAGACGUUACCAUUUAAAUGUAACGCACCGCGUACUUUUAUUAACGCAUUGAUUUGAACGUCAAGGAUGGUGGAAAGUUAAAGGAAAAUGGCUUCUAGUGAGGGAAAUGGGGAUAAAUAUAAUAUUUUCACACUACUGUUAGCCGCAUGCGCAACUAGAAGGAUGGAUUAGCCUUUCACUAGCCUUUUGAGCGCUUCUGUUUUUUUAUUUUUUGAUUCGGUACCCUUCAGUAUAAACAUUUCUGAUGGACACCAACACGUGAAUAUAGUAGCAAAACACACUUUAGUACAGAUUGGUGCUAAACAAAAGUGUACUAAAAAAGUAGCGAUGGGGGCAGCACUUGGGUGUUGUGUUUUUGUUGUGUGUCUUUUGUUUGCAAAGCGCAACAAGGAUUCAAAAACGCAGAAAAAGAAAAAGAUUUUGCUACGAGGUUCUCCAAACCAAAAACCCGUAAGCCUAUUUAUCAUCACGUUAUUAAUGUUAUUAACAAAUUAUCGCUAUUUAUCAGCUUAUCCAAACCUGUACAUACAUUCCCCGCCUAUUCCGCCGUGUACAACAUUGAUUGGAGUUCCUUUCGUUCUGUUUCUGUCCCCUACCCAAAACAAUCAUGCAAGAAAACAAAAAACUUUGCCAAGUUUGCCGAGUUGACCUCAUAGUUUACGAAUGGUAAACUUUGUUUUGGUUGUAAACGUUUUAUCAUGGUACAUUCAGCACAACACAACAACAGUAAAAAAAGGUUUACAGCAAGGGCUAGACUGAAGUAAAACAAACGCACCAUUUGUUGUGGUGUACGGUAUGAAGCUGAAGACAAACAACAAUCUGUGAGAAGCCCUCAGUAUAGGAAGGCAGUAAUGGCAGUUGUAGCACUAGUGCUUGGAAAUAUUGUUUCGUUCACGUACCGUAACGCACGCAACGAAGGGCACGAAGGGGUGCUAAUAGGGACAGAGCGAGAGUGUCUAUCACUGCGAUUGCUAAUGCAAAGCAUAAGCAUUACUGAAAGCUUAAAGCAAUCCGUAUGCAAAUGCAUAUUUGGAAGCAUUAUUGCUGUUGCGGUGCAAGUGCAAUGAGCUGCCGCUGUUGCCGAUGCUGGCAUUAGCUCUAUUUUAAGUACCUUUUCCUACCUAACAUAACAAUUCUGCUGCGACUACUAUUUUUAUGAUGCUGUUGCUGAAUCGUACCGAAACACAGAUGUGAUGGAUAGUUUUGUUUAUUUUUUUUAUUAUUACAUUUAGUAUUAGUUUUAAAUAUUCUGUAAAUAUACAAUUAUACAUUAACAUUAGGGGCAGUAAGUGAAUACAAACCUAGCUUUCCAUACAGUAGCGGUAAUAAGAUAACUAGGGAGAAUGCAGUAUGAAUGCAUCCAGCUGUGUGCAGAGCCUGUAGUAGAAGGUUAAGGGUGAACAAGUGAGACAAGGGAAAUGCAAUAUUGGAAGAAAUUGUAAAAUAAUAUUUCAAAAACACACAUACACACAAGAGGAAAAUAGCUGCAACGAAUAUAAGUUGCUAUUUACUAAACGGUGGGGUUUUUACUUUAGUAGAGCUUUAAUAAUUAAGCGAAUGUAACAAUAACGUUGGGCAAAGGUGGGUAGGUGCGAAUGGUCGCAGAGAGAAAGUACACAAACCAGUAGUAAGCAGAAAGCAUGUAAAAACAAAAGAUGAUCCAUCACCACACUGUGUGUAGUUAUCGGUUCGUUUCGUGGUUUCACUUUGAAUAGCGACGGAUAAAAGGAUAGCAUUUUUGUGUGUGUUUUGCUAGUGAACAUAACUAACAAUGAACUGAUUUUGUUUCGUUCGAGACGCUCUGUUGUUUAUUAUUUUCGGUUUGAUGCACCUAGCGACUUGCAUACAUAUGCGUAUAUAAGUAUAUAUAAACAGCAGGGAAUCAGAAAUUACCAGCAAAACACUGUUGCGCACAUGCGAAACAACAUCAACAAUGAUGAUGUAUGUAGAGCAGGCUUUGCUCAUUACAACGAUUUAUACGCGUUUAAAGUGUCCCCAGAAUAUAUGCAAAUAUAUAUUAUAUAUUACUAUAGAGAGAUGAUGUGAUCCAACAGAUGAGACAGCAUCAUCAUCAUCAUCAUCAUCACACACAAAGGGUGCAAAUGGAUGUUUAGAAGAUUUGGUGUAAUAUAUACCAAAUGUGUGUAUAAUGUCUGCGGUGUGAGAUCCGUCCGGGCAGCUAAAAUUGAUCGGGCGCCACCACCCAGCAGCAUUGCUACAUGUAGCUUUUGUUUUUGUUUUGUGUAUUGUUUCAUCUUAGGCUUUGGUUGUUCUUGUAAGCUUUGGAUUGUGGUCAAACAAAAACUAUCUUACGAUAAGUGCGAAGAAAUCAAAUUAUCUUACUUUGUUGUGUACAUAAGCAAACUGAAAAUAAAACAAACACAAAACUCAA